Molecule: messenger RNA, 1721 nt
Organism: Oryzias melastigma (Indian medaka)
Lineage: Eukaryota; Metazoa; Chordata; Actinopteri; Beloniformes; Adrianichthyidae
Gene: vta1
Product: vesicle (multivesicular body) trafficking 1
Exons: 8
Coding region: 122-1087 (321 amino acids)
Biological process (GO): late endosome to vacuole transport via multivesicular body sorting pathway
Cellular component (GO): multivesicular body
Source: RefSeq, a predicted model, not a curated record
ACGCCCACGCGGCCACUCCUAUUGGGUAGCUCCGCGGAAGUGAGGAUAGCUGCUUGCUAACAACAACAACACUGGACUUUUGCUGAUGUUCUGCUGCUUUCCUGAGGGUUGAAAGUCACUCAUGGCGGCACCGGCUCCACUCAGGUCCAUCCAGCACUACUUACGGACCGCGCAGGAACAUGAGAAACGAGAUCCGGUCGUGGCUUAUUACUGUCGGCUGUACGCCAUGCAGACGGGAAUGAAGCUGGACAGUAAAACGCCAGAGUGCCGAAAGUUCUUAGUCAAACUCAUGGAUCAGCUGGAGACGAUGAAGAAAGAGUUCAGCGAUAACGAGUCCAUCACUCAAGAGGUCGUCGGGAACGCCCACAUCGAGAACUACGCCUUAAAGCUGUUCCUGUACGCCGACAACGAGGACCGAUCGGAACGCUUCCACAAGAAUAUGAUCAAGUCCUUCUUCACAUCCAGCCUGCUUCUUGAUGUCUUGUCUGUAUUUGGGGAGCUUUCAGAGGAGAAUGUCCAGCACAGGAAAUAUGCCCGCUGGAAGGCCACCUACAUCCACAACUGUCUGAAGAAUGGGGAGACACCUCAGCCCGGGCCCAUUGGCAUGGACGAAGACGAGGAAGCAGAGUUCGGCGCUGAAGGUUUCUCCAGCCAGGGCUUCUCUCAGGGGGGCUCCAUCCGGGGAACCCCCCCCUCGCAGCCCUUCGAUGGGUCCGAUCAAGGACCCCCUCCGGGGAUCGGCUUCGAUUCGAAUCCGGGGUCGGUUCCGUCAGGUCCCCCAAGCACAAACUUCAACAACAUCCAGAUUCCACCAGGAGCCCACGCACCAGCUAACACCCCAGCAGAGCUGCCUCCCCCUGCAGAAGCUGCUAAGCCCAUGCCUGCUCCUCGAUCCGUGCCCACCGUCGACCCCACACUGCUCAACGCCCAGCAGCAGCCGGGCGGCCUCCAGCUCUCCCCUGAAGACUUCACCAAAGCCCAGAAGUACUGCAAGUACGCGGGCAGCGCGCUGCAGUACGAGGACGUCAACACGGCCGUCCAGAACCUCCAGAAAGCCCUGAAACUGCUCACCACCGGAAAAGAAUGAAGUCUUUGUCCUCCAUCUGACUCCGCCUCCUUUCUUACUUUUCUUUAGUCCUCCCGUUUUCUGUCUGUCACUGAUCCGGCCCUCGGCGAGUCCGGACGCCGCACACACAGCGGCCGCUCGCGUCACUCCAGGAUAGGAUGGAAAUCAGCAGCAACAAUGGCCGCCUGUGUCUGACGGACGGCUCUGAUUGGCCGGAUGACUGACGGACACGGACUGUGACCGCCAUCAAAGCCUCGCCGUUGACCUCCGGCACGUCCUAACCGAGGGACUUCCUCACGAUCAAUGCAUCCCAGAAUAUCAGCUGAUCGGCUGUCCGUCUCUACGACAACCUCACGUGACUGAACCCAAACAGAUCCAGGGUUUUCCUGGAGAUCUCCUGCUAUACUUUCUUCAUGUUUCUUCAUGAUCUCUAAAUUGAUUCGGAGGAUUUCUCUUUCCGACUGCAGCUUCUCUUGGAGCGCAGAUGCUGAGGAGGAACGCGUGGAGAGCGGUUGAGUUAGCAUAAAUAGUACUGACAUAUCUCUGUUCUGGUUUCCGUUUAGCUCUUCCUAAAGGAACGUCUUAGGAGGUGAUCUGAAGGUUUCUCUCUCAGUUCCUGAGCUAGUCACAGUUUGAAUAAAGUGUUUGAAAUGAA